Messenger RNA from Lagopus leucura (white-tailed ptarmigan), 5047 nucleotides. RefSeq names its product transient receptor potential cation channel subfamily M member 1 (gene TRPM1). Gene Ontology annotation, cellular component: membrane. Gene Ontology annotation, biological process: protein tetramerization; calcium ion transport into cytosol. The record is from RefSeq and is a predicted model, not a curated record. Gene Ontology annotation, molecular function: calcium channel activity. Bases 52 to 4953 code for a protein of 1633 amino acids. Lineage: Eukaryota; Metazoa; Chordata; Aves; Galliformes; Phasianidae. The transcript has 27 exons.
UCUUCACCCAGCAGAUACCAGUCCCCAGCAACCUUCAGUGUACUCAUUCUGAUGGGUCAGAAGGCUUGGAUAGAGAAGACCUUUUCAAAAAGAGAAUGCAUUUAUGUAAUUGCCAACAACAAAGACAUUAGCAGGUGCUGCUGUGGCCAGCUCAUUAACCAGCAUAUUCCACCUCCUCCAAGUACAACAGCUAAUAAAAAUGGAGAAGAAACAAAGCAAGUGGAAGCUCAGCCAGAGAAGUGGUCCAUCAGCAAACACACCCAAACGUACCCAACUGAUGCUUAUGGAAAUCUUGAAUUCCAGGGAGGAGGACAUUCAAAUAAGGCCAUGUAUAUCCGUGUGUCGUAUGACACCAAACCAGAUUCUCUGCUGCAUCUCAUGGUGAAAGACUGGCAACUAGAAUUGCCCAAACUCUUAAUCUCUGUGCAUGGAGGCCUCCAGAACUUUGAAAUGCAGCCGAAACUGAAACAAGUAUUUGGAAAAGGUCUGAUAAAGGCUGCCAUGACCACCGGAGCCUGGAUUUUCACUGGAGGUGUUAGUACAGGUGUCAUUCGUCAUGUGGGAGAUGCCUUGAAAGACCAUUCUUCAAAAUCCAGAGGACGAAUCUGUGCCAUAGGAAUUGCACCAUGGGGCAUUGUAGAAAACAAGGAAGAUCUGAUAGGAAAAGAUGUAACACGUGUUUACCAAACAAUGUCAAACCCUCUAAGCAAGCUUUCUGUGCUCAACAGUUCCCACACCCACUUCAUUCUGGCAGACAAUGGUACUCUAGGUAAAUAUGGAGCUGAAGUGAAGUUACGACGUCAGUUGGAAAAACACAUUUCUCUCCAGAAAAUUAAUACACGGCUGGGACAGGGUGUUCCUGUAGUUGGGCUUAUUGUGGAAGGUGGUCCCAAUGUUAUCUCCAUUGUUUUGGAGUGCCUACGAGAAGAACCUCCUCUCCCUGUAGUGAUUUGUGAUGGUAGUGGACGAGCAUCUGAUAUUCUGUCAUUUGCACACAAGUAUUCAGAAGAAGGAGGGAUAAUAAGUGAAUCUCUCAGGGACCAGCUUCUAGUAACUAUCCAGAAAACCUUCAAUUACAGCAGGAGUCAAGCUCAUCAGCUGUUUAUCAUUCUGAUGGAAUGCAUGAAAAAAAAGGAACUUAUCACUGUGUUCCGUAUGGGGUCUGAAGGGCAACAGGACAUUGAGAUGUCUAUCCUAACUGCUCUCCUCAAAGGUACCAAUGCAUCUGCUCCAGACCAGCUCAGCUUGGCUUUAGCCUGGAACCGUGUAGACAUUGCACGCAGCCAAAUAUUUGUCUUUGGACACCACUGGCCACCUUUAGGAAGCCUUACAGCUAGUGAUGGUACAGCCCCUGAGAAGGAAAAGAAAUCUCCAGCAGUUCAGACUAAAGCAGCCAGAGCAAAAGGAAAGGGGAAGAAAAAAGGAGGAAAAGUAAAAGAAGAGCCAGAAGAAGAAACAGAUCCAAGGAAGCUUGAACUCUUGAACUGGGUGAAUUCGCUGGAGCAGGCUAUGCUGGAUGCACUGGUUCUGGAUCGAGUGGACUUUGUUAAACUACUCAUUGAGAAUGGAGUUAACAUGCAACAUUUCCUCACUAUUCCUCGACUGGAAGAACUUUAUAAUACUAGAUUGGGUCCUCCAAAUACACUGCAUUUGCUAGUCAGAGAUGUGAAAAAGGGCAAUCUUCCACCAGAUUAUCAUAUCAGCCUAAUAGAUAUUGGUCUUGUACUUGAAUAUCUCAUGGGUGGAGCUUAUCGCUGCAACUAUACUAGAAAAAGUUUUCGGACUCUUUAUAAUAAUUUAUUUGGACCAAAGAGGCCAAAAGCUCUUAAACUACUAGGGAUGGAGGAUGAUGAGCCUCCUACGAAAGGAAAGAAGAAGAAGAAGAAAAAGGAGGAAGAGAUUGAUAUUGAUGUGGACGACCCAGAAGUGAGCCGCUUUCAGUAUCCAUUUCAUGAACUGAUGUUAUGGGCCGUGCUGAUGAAAAGGCAAAAGAUGGCACUCUUCCUUUGGCAACGAGGGGAGGAAACUAUGGCCAAAGCACUUGUUGCUUGUAAGCUGUACAAAUCUAUGGCACAUGAGUCUUCUGAAAGUGAACUGGUGGAUGACAUCUCUCAGGAUCUGGACAACAACUCAAAAGAUUUUGGCCAGCUAGCUGUUGAACUCUUGGAUCAGUCCUACAAACACGAUGAGCAGAUUGCCAUGAAACUACUGACCUACGAACUAAAAAACUGGAGUAACUCUACCUGCCUGAAGCUGGCUGUGGCAGCUAAACACAGGGACUUCAUUGCUCACACGUGCAGCCAGAUGCUCUUAACAGAUAUGUGGAUGGGGCGACUACGUAUGCGAAAAAACCCAGGCCUUAAGGUUAUAAUGGGGAUUCUCUUCCCUCCAACCAUCCUUUUCCUAGAGUUUCGCAGUUACGAUGAUUAUUCUUACCAGACAUCACGAGAAAAUGAAGAAGGCAAAGAAAAGGAGGAGGAAAAUGUGGAUGCAAACGUGGACACAGGUUCCCGGAAAGGGGAUGAAGAGAAUGCAAAUAAAAAGCAAAACAGCCUUCCAAUUGGAACAAAGAUCUAUGAAUUCUAUAAUGCUCCUAUUGUCAAAUUUUGGUUCUACACAAUAUCAUACCUGGGUUACUUGAUGCUAUUUAACUAUAUCAUCUUGGUGCGGAUGGAACGGUGGCCAUCUGUCCAGGAAUGGAUUGUCAUCUCCUACAUUGUGACAUUGGCUUUAGAGAAAGUAAGAGAGAUUCUCAUGUCAGAGCCUGGAAAGCUGAGUCAAAAAGUGAAAGUUUGGCUCCAGGAAUACUGGAAUAUUACUGAUCUGGUGGCUAUUUCAGUAUUUAUGAUAGGAGCAGUUCUUCGCCUACAGAACCAGCCUUACAUGGGUUAUGGAAGAGUAAUUUACUGUGUAGAUAUAAUUUUCUGGUACAUUAGAGUACUAGAUAUCUUCGGUGUGAACAAAUAUCUGGGACCUUACGUCAUGAUGAUUGGAAAGAUGAUGAUUGACAUGCUCUACUUUGUGGUCAUCAUGCUUGUGGUUCUGAUGAGUUUUGGAGUAGCACGCCAAGCAAUCCUGCACCCAGAUGAGGAGCCUUCUUGGAGACUAGCUCGGAACAUCUUCUAUAUGCCCUACUGGAUGAUCUAUGGAGAGGUGUUCGCAGACCAGAUAGACCUCUAUGCCAUGGAAAUCAAUCCUCCUUGUGGAGACAAUCUUUACGAUGAGGAUGGUAAACGUCUCCCUCCGUGCAUACCAGGGGCCUGGCUCACUCCCGCUAUUAUGGCUUGUUACCUCUUGGUAGCAAAUAUUCUGCUGGUAAACCUGCUGAUUGCAGUCUUCAACAAUACCUUCUUUGAAGUAAAAUCAAUAUCCAACCAAGUCUGGAAGUUCCAGCGGUACCAGCUGAUCAUGACAUUCCAUGACAGACCUGUCCUCCCACCACCAAUGAUUAUCUUCAGCCACCUCUACAUAAUCAUCAAGCGAGUCUGCUGUCGCUGCAAGAAGCGUGAAGGAGACCAGGAUGAGCGUGACAGGGGGCUGAAGUUAUUUCUAAAUGAUGAAGAGCUAAAAAAGCUGUACGAGUUUGAAGAGCAGUGUGUAGAAGAAUACUUUCAGGAAAAAGAGGAUGAGCAGCAAUCAUCUAAUGAUGAACGCAUCAGAGUUACCUCUGAAAGAGUUGAAAAUAUGUCAAUGAGGCUAGAAGAAGUGAAUGAAAGAGAACAUUUCAUGAAAGCUUCUCUUCAAACAGUUGACCUUCGACUCUCUCAGUUAGAAGAACUAUCUGGUCGGAUGGUGAAUGCUCUUGAGAAGCUGGCAGGUGUUGACAAAUCUGAGCUAACGUAUACACGUUCACGGGCUUCAUCUGAAUGUGAUGCUGCGUAUCUCCUAAGGCAAAGCAGUGUCAACAGCUCGGAUGGCUACAGCAUGUACAGAUAUCAUGUUGGUGGUGAUGAGUUAGCAUAUGAUGACAGCACAGCUCCAAUGUCACCAGCCAUAGGAUCACGUAAAAAAGCUCAUUCUGUUAGUACAAAAGAAGAUGGAGCAGACCCAAGGAUGCUGGUUCCAGAGCACCAUACAAGUCUCCAUUAUACCUCUAGUGCUAAUGCAGUGACCCCAGCAGAUUGCAGUAGAUCUGCAUUAGGCAUUGCACAGAAUAUUUCCAGUCCCCAUUCUGGCUCAGGUGGUUUAGGGGAUGAAAACCAAGGAAUUUUCAAGAAGGAUGAAAUGGCUUCUCAAAGUUUAAACCAGAUGGAUGUUGUUAUGAACAGACAAUUGGUACCAAGAUCAGAUUUUCAGAACACUCAGCUAAAAGUAGAACGUACCAAGUUAGAGGCAACCAUCUCUUAUCCGUUGGACAAAUCUAAAGCAAUGCGCUAUUUUCCUCCUGAAACAUUCAGUACUUGUCAAACUACUAUGAUGAAGUCAAGGAGCUUUAUAUUUGCACAGGGUGGGAAGCUGGUUGGAGGGGUGAACAACUGGACAACAGAAUAUAGUACCAUCAUGGAUCAGGUGUGCCCUUCAACAAUUGAGCAGUGGGCUACAGAGUGGAAAUACGAAGUUGAGCAGCAACUUUCUCAAGAACGUCCUCCGGCAUACCCAGGUAUUAUCUCUGAAGCAGAGAGGCAAGCAGAACAGAAACAAUUACAGAUGGACACAGAUGAUGACAGUGAUGUUGGUGAAGCAGGUAUUAGUGCCUCUUACGCCUCUAUGCCUGCUGCUGUCAAAACUCAGACAGAGAACUUGUUAUCAGUAAAGCCAGAAAGGACUUCUGGGUUCCCAUCAGUACGAUCAAAGAGUUUGCACAGCCAUUCUCGGAAAGCCAAGUCUAUAAAGGACAAAUUAAACAGACCAGGACAUGCCACUAGUGUAACUAACUUAGUAGUAGCAUUUGGCAGUGCAACAGAAGAACAGAAAGCUAGGCAAGAAAAUGCGUCCACAGAAACUGAGUGUUGAAAUGGCUUAUGGCCCCUGUUUUAUUGACCGUCAAAAAAGUAGUGCGGCUAAUUGAAAAAAAGGAUUUUUUAACUAAUCUAUACAGAAUAAUGUU